GGAGCCGCAGCCCCGAGCCCGGUCGCCUCACUUGGCGGACGUGAGGCCUGUAGUAAAGAGUGAGGCCUGAGGUAGAUUACCCCUCCCAUCGAAUAUGUUAGUUUCCUGCUUACCGCGUAAACAACCCGCUCAACAAUAUAGUCUGCCUGGCAACUGAUGAUGUUAGCCAAUCAGCUUGCCUUGCUUACUUUAACAUGAUUGGACACUGUAUCCGUAUAUAUACCGGUGCCACCCCUGGGCGGAAGAAGAAGCCAGAUAGAAGCCCGGAAGUAGAAGCCCAAAAGGAGCCGCGGAGAGCGGACCGGUAGAGGCUUUGGGGCAGGCUGAAGCACAAAAGGAGCCGCGGGGAGCGGACCAAAGGAGGCUUCAGCUGGGAGAACCCAGGGCAGGCUGUACGGAGAAGGAAAAUAAAAAGAAAAGGUUGUCCACUACCAGACUGUGUCGUGUGUCCUUCCUGCCGGCCGGGAGCGGACAUCGACAUUUGGAGGCCCGCCCGGGGACUGAUCACCCCCGCGACGUGGAAGUGGACAACGCUCCAGUACAGAGCUGCGAGACAGGGUUCUUUUCCAGCGUUGCCCCGCGAAUUGCGCUCUGCUCAACCUGGUCUUCGGAGGAGUAGAGAGCUCCUGAGUGCGCCCCGGCGCGAGAGGGAGGCAAAGCCUUCCGCCCCACCCUGGGGGCCGUUCCCGGAGGCGAUCCCUCGCCACGAGGCGGCCGCCUGGGAGCCCCCCCCCCUUUCGCCAGAACAGGAAGUGAUGCACGGGCCCCCAUUCUCCGCCCAAUCACGGCCGCUGUCUUAUGCUCCGCCGCCGGCAGGUCGGUAUUUUUACAGGCGGCUUUGGCAGGGGGGACGCUUGUUUCAUGAGGUACAUCCACCACCUGGGAUGGAUAGUGACCCCUACGAGAUAUUUCCUGUACAAGUAGCUAUGGGUCAGGGACGCAAUGUACGGGAGCCUUUUGAGAUAAAGCAGAUUAGAGAACUUAAAAAUGCAGUUACAACCUUUGGGCCGACUGCGCCUUACACCAUUGCCAUGCUGGAGAAUCUGUCUUCUGGGCCCCUCACCCCCGCGGACUGGAUUCAGCUAGCAAAGGCGUGUCUGCCCUCGGGUGGUUACCUGGAUUGGCGAGCCUGGUAUGCAGAGUCCUCUGCAGAGCAGGCUGAGAGAAACGCCAAUCGGGGAGACCGGGGGUGGAACAAGAGAAUGCUUGUGGGAGAGGGUCGGCGCGCUGAUUGUCAGACUCGGUUCCCCGGCGCUCUCUGGCGGGGAGGAGAUAGAGAGCCAUCCGCUCCGCCCUGGAGCUCUUUUCUAAAAGCGGCUCCCCGCCGAGAGGCCGCCACAGGAAACCCUCCCUUCCCUCAGCCGGCACAGGAAGUGACGCCCCGUUUCACUCUGUCGCGACCGCAGUCUUAUGACGUCGCGCCGCUGGGCAGACGGUAUUUUCAUGGGCGGCUACUCUGCCGAGCAGGCUGAGAAAAACGCCGGUCGAGGAAAAAGGGGCUGGGGAUUUAGCUCAGCGGCUUAAGCGCCUGCCUUGCAAGUGUGCAGUUGUUAGUUCGAUCCCUGGUACCAAUAAAAAAAAAAAAAAAAAAAAAAAAAAAACGAAAAAGAUAAAAAUAAAAAAUAAAAAACAAAAAGGGGGAGUAAACCCUCGAGGUUUGAUCCCUGGUGAUGUUUGGCAGAUGGACAUCACACAUAUACAGGAGUUUGGGACUCUUAAAUAUGUUCAUGUUUCCACAGACACCUGUUCUCGCGUCAUAUUUGCAACAGCAGAAACAGGUGAAAAAGUGUCUAAUGUGAUCAAUCAUUGCCUGGCGGCUUGGGCCGCAUGGGGCAAACCAAAAAUAUUAAAAACUGAUAAUGGACCAGCCUAUAUAGGCAAAGCUUUCAAUGAGUUCUGCAAAAUGAUGGAGGUUCAAUUAAAACAUGGUAUCCCAUACAAUCCCCAAGGUCAAGGAAUCAUUGAGAGGGCUCAUAGAAGCCUCAAAGAAAUUUUACAAAAACAAAAAGGGGGAGUAGGCCAAGGCCUGGCCCCAAAGGCACGAUUAUCCAUGGCACUAUUCACACACAAUUUUUUAAAUUUAAAUAAUGAUAAUCGCUCCCCAGCUGUGGAGCACUGCAACCCUUCCCCCAACCAUAAAGGGUGGGUGAAGUGGAAAGAUGUCCUGACAGGACAAUGGAUGGGCCCGGAUCCAGUAAUCAGCUGGAACCGAGGCGCGGUUUGUGUUUUCCCACAGGAACCGGGACGAGAACCACUGUGGAUACCGGAGAGACUGACACGGGCAACAAAGCCCUCGACUGAAGAUCAGACCUGCCCUACCGGAGAUCCAUCACAGACCAACCAACAAGAUGAAUAGAAAUAGCGGUAGCCCGAAAUGGACAAAAAGAUCCUCAGGCAUAUGCAUGGCUUGCUCGAUUGGCCCACGACCGAGUCUAGAUAUGGCGGGCAUCCUUCAUUCUCCUCCAUAAGGUGACAAUACACAGCAGGGUAGAUGAGUCAAUGACGGGUAAGAGCGUGCCUCCCCAGCAUGACUCGACCUAAGCCAGGCCCUACCCCAUCCUGCACGUAAGCCGCUGGACUGUUAGAUGCUGCCCAGGUCUAAAUUUCUCUCCAAGGGGAUUUCUUUACGGAGAGAAAAUGAGUGCAAGCUUGUGUGCAUCCAGGUUCCGUCCAGUUUGUGCCUGGCCCUAGAAAAAGGACGAGGGCCUCAGGGCCUUGGCAGACCAUGGGACGGCCGACCAGGGUCUAAGCCAAGGACCUACGGUGGGCCUACACAUAGGGCAUAAGCCUCUGCACCCAGUCCAGGAAGGGCUACGAUGCGCACAUUCAUAAAAAAUAAAAAAGGGGGAGAUGUUGGGAGCCGCAGCCCCGAGCCCGGUCGCCUCACUUGGCGGACGUGAGGCCUGUAGUAAAGAGUGAGGCCUGAGGUAGAUUACCCCUCCCAUCGAAUAUGUUAGUUUCCUGCUUACCGCGUAAACAACCCGCUCAACAAUAUAGUCUGCCUGGCAACUGAUGAUGUUAGCCAAUCAGCUUGCCUUGCUUACUUUAACAUGAUUGGACACUGUAUCCGUAUAUAUACCGGUGCCACCCCUGGGCGGAAGAAGAAGCCAGAUAGAAGCCCGGAAGUAGAAGCCCAAAAGGAGCCGCGGAGAGCGGACCGGUAGAGGCUUUGGGGCAGGCUGAAGCACAAAAGGAGCCGCGGGGAGCGGACCAAAGGAGGCUUCAGCUGGGAGAACCCAGGGCAGGCUGUACGGAGAAGAAAAAUAAAAAGAAAAGGUUGUCCACUA
This is a messenger RNA of Cavia porcellus (domestic guinea pig), 3287 nucleotides long. Its product is annotated as endogenous retrovirus group K member 113 Gag polyprotein-like. The record is from RefSeq and is a predicted model, not a curated record. Bases 756 to 1472 code for a protein of 238 amino acids. Gene Ontology annotation, biological process: viral process. The transcript is spliced from 2 exons. Lineage: Eukaryota; Metazoa; Chordata; Mammalia; Rodentia; Caviidae.